Messenger RNA from Bacillus rossius redtenbacheri, 8814 nucleotides. Its product is annotated as O-acyltransferase like protein. The transcript has 16 exons. The record is from RefSeq and is a predicted model, not a curated record. Lineage: Eukaryota; Metazoa; Arthropoda; Insecta; Phasmatodea; Bacillidae. The coding region runs from base 183 to 2384 and encodes 733 amino acids. Gene Ontology annotation, molecular function: acyltransferase activity, transferring groups other than amino-acyl groups.
UCGUGGUACUCGCGGUCUCCCACAAGUACCUGCAGCGCCACCACAGUAACCGCUUGCGAAGCCAGACUCCCCCCCCCCCCCUGCUAGGCGGCGGGGAGGGGCGGCGGCGGCGGCGGCGGCCGGGGAAAACAGCGCGCGACGGGCCGCACUCCCGCCGACGCACAGCGGAGGAAGGCAGCGCGAUGGCUCCUCGACCGGCAGGGCUGCUGCUGCUGCUGCUGCUGCCGCUGCUGCUGGAGACGGCCGCGCAGCCCGAGGACAUGGCCUCCAUGCUGCAGCUGUACAGCCCCUCGCGCCUCGCCGCGUUGCUGCCCGCGCUCAACCUGUCCCGGCCGUGCGCCGCGCACUACGGCGUCUUCCUGGACCGGCUGGGCGACCAGACCGCGUGGGCCCUGAAGAUGGACGACGCAACCGGCCGCUACUCCUCGGGGCUGUUCUUCGGCAACACCUACUGGCUGGGCUCUGCAUCGCAGUGCUGGAGCAUCGGGGAGCACAACUCCUCAGGCGACGACCUCCCGCCGUUCCCACUCGGCUUCUACAAGCUGCGGUUCGAGGUGUCGCUGGCCAGCAACAUCUCUUUGCGAGGACGCACGAUGUACGCGGGGCUGUGCCUGCCGUUGUCCUGCACGGCCGCAGACGCCCGCCAGCUGUUCCGCUCCUCGGCGCACCUCGCCGGCUCCCUGGUGACCGCACAUGUGACAGGCGUGCGCUCGCCUCACCACGCAUACCAACCCUGGCACGACUCCACCUUCUGGAUACUCGUUGGUGUUACAGUCUUCAUGGCAGCAAUGAUCGCAGCAGGCACUGGUUACGACCUUUACUUGGAACGUAAAGCUUCACAUUUGUUUGCCGACAAUAUAACUUUUGAGGCUCCCCGACAAAAACAGAGAAGUAUGAAAAAACCUCAAAUAAUGGAUCCUUCGACAAACUGCACUUCUACUAACAACAAUAUCAGCAAUGGGAAGGCACUGAACAGCAUCUCUAUCUACGGAUGUAACGUAUACGUAGAGCCUGCUAAUGUGGAAACGACGAGGAAAGCACAGGAGAUGAGUAUUAUUUCCGAAGCAAUGCUGUCUUUCUCCGUAAGAAGGAACCUGAAGAUCAUAUGCGACAAAAAUGUUGGGGAGGACACCAUUCCCACUAUUCAUGGUCUGAGAACCAUCAGCAUGGGCUGGGUCAUCCUAGGUCACACAUGCAUUGUUGCUUUCAAGUAUUCAGAUAAUAUGGAGUACCGGGGAUUAGCCGAAAAAGAACUGCUUUUCCAAACAAUAAGCAAUGGUGCAUUUUCUGUGGACACCUUCUUCUUCAUAAGUGGUCUCCUGGUGUCGUUCCUGUACUUCCGCACCAUCGCCAAGAUAGACGUCACGAAGCUCACCAAGUCCACUGGGGCGGUGUCCAGCGUCCUGCAGUUUCUUGGUCUGCUAGGCUACAGGUUCCUCAGGUUGACGGUGCCAUACAUGUUUGUGCUGGGAGUAGUGGAAGUAUGUAUGAAGUGGUUCUACUAUAAUUCCGUUUUUGAUCCACCCACGAUGGAUCACAUCAACUGCCCAAAAUACUGGUGGAGAAAUGCACUGUACAUAAACACACUCUUUCCAAAUGAAGAAAUGUGUAUGCUGUGGAGCUGGUACCUAGCCAAUGAUACCCAGUUCUUUAUUAUAGGGAUAUUCAUCUUAAUACUGGCUGCAAGUCAUUUCCGCCUGGCUGCGCUCACGCUGGUGACGUUCCUGCUGAGCUCCUGGUGCACCACGGGCCUCAUCGCCUACAGCAACAAGCACAUCCCGAGCACAGAUGACCCACUUGCCCUGUUUGAUAUAAUAUACGACAAACCAUGGACCCGCCUGGGCCCUUACUUGAUCGGCAUGGCCACUGGAUGGCUGCUCUUCAAGACCAACUGCACCAUCCGCAUGAACAAGGUGGUCACCACGGCCGGAUGGCUGCUCUCGACGGCACUGUUCCUGUUGCUGGUAUACGGGCUGUACGGCGCCCACAUCAACCCCAUCACCGGUGCAGCCUACUCCUCGCUGAGCCACUCUGCCUGGGCGCUCGGUCUGGCCUGGAUCGUCGUGGCAUGCUCCACUGGAUACGGCGGUUACGUGAAUAAACUUCUCUCGUUGAAAAUCUUGUAUCCAUUCAGCAGAGUAACAUACUGUGCCUACUUGGUCCACCCUAUGGUCAUACGAGUAAUGGCAAUGACAUCAGACAGCCCUUUACAUCUCAGCAAGGAAGUGGUCUUCAUUAUUUUCCUGGGACAAACAGCUGCAUCCUAUAUAUUUUCAUUUGUGGUCUCCUUGAUGUUUGAGGCUCCUGUAGUCUCGCUCCUGAAGCUGAUAUCGCCAAAAAGGAGGAAGACAGUAAAUGCUACAACCACAAGCCAUCCAAGAUAGCAGAUGAAACAAACAUAAACUAUGUAAAUAAAAUUUCCCAACAGAAUUAACUAGUCUCUAGUAUUGGCCACAGUGCACAGAUGUUGACAAAAGACCACUGUAAGGAUUUAAGUGAUUUUUCUGUGAGAAUCAGAUACAGGGACAAUUACACCUGGAUUGUUUUAUUUGCCGUGAAAUAAUAUAGCAUGGCAAAUUUUCACAGACGAUAUGUUUUCACAUCUGAAUAAAACAGCUGGUUUAUUAGCUAUCAGACAUUUUGCAUGUAAAAAAUGGCUCUGAGCUAAAAAUAUUUUUUUGUACUCAUUUACCCUGACUGUUACAUCGGGAGUCAAAUAAAAACCUACUUCUCAGUUUGCUCGAGAGCAAAAACUUCCACUGCUAGCUCCAGCCGGCAACUUAUUAUUUCAUUAAUCCCUUGCCAUAAGUUGACUUUUACUGGCGUGCUUUUGAAUGCAUGAUUUUGUAAGACCUCGGGCAAGGGCUCGCCUCUCACUCAGUCACAACAAAAUGUACCAUUCAAAAAUUAUACAAAUAAUUCUUUAGAUUGCGAUUACCAACAAAAUAUAGAAUAAUUAAAAGGUACUGUGUAAAAAGCUUUACUGUGACCUUAAUAAGGCAUUCUGCAGGAGAGUACUAGGCCUGUGCAAAUACUAGUUUUUUGAUGUGAAGCGAUUAUCAAAUUGAAUGUUUAAAAUAUUAGCUAAGUCGAAUUGAAUUGCGGAUAUUGUUCUCAGCGAAUCUGUAUUACACUUAUUUUACAAAAUACAAGAUUGAAGUAAAAAAAAUAAUAGUUUACAGUUUUUAAUUUUUGAACUGAUUAAAUAAUUAGGGGUGUUCGAAGUUUAGUUUUCUAGGGUUGAAGUCGAAGUUGAAUCCUGAAUCUUCAAACUUCCGAAGUUUCUAGUCAAAGUCAUAACUUUUCAACAGAAUAAUUGCAAAAUUUUCAUCUGUACUUUAUUUAAAAACAAAAAAUUUUAACAAACAUCUCUACGUUAGUAACUCAUUGGUUCAGUAAAAAUGUAACUGGAUUAUUUUGAUUCAAAUGUUAACAGUAUUUACAAGAAAUCAAGACACAAGAGUUUGAAAUUACUAACUGGAAGGUGCUGAUUAUUUACAGUUUAACUUAAGAUGUAGGCCUACUUCUGGAGUUAUCCCUGGCAUAUCAAAAAUUUCUUACUGAUUUUACUACCAGUAAAGUAAAAUAUUAAAGAACUGUUUUGAAAUCAAUUUUACAAAUUUACUAAAAAAAAAGGUGAGGUGGGAAAGAAGUUAUGAGUUCAGAUAAUAUGCACAACACUGCAAAUAAGUUGAUAGGUACCUAAUUAUAAUAGUACACAUUAAUAUUAAAUUAUUUUGAAGGUUAAACAUAUAACUCACAUGAGGGUGUUUUCAGAACCUUUCUGCAAGUUUUUUUUAUUUUCAUUCCUGUCAAAGAAUAAAUAUAUUACAUUUGCCAGCAUACUAUGAGACUGUUUGCUUGUGCUAGGGAUAGGUUCAUCUUACUUACUGAUACCACAUCCAUUAUAUAUAGUUAUUCACAUGAACAUAAUCACAAUAAUACUGCAGAAUGUAUGGAUUGAUAUUUUACAUACCAGAUGCAAAACUAUCAAUGCUGAGUCUUGUGUACUAUCGACAUACGGGAAAAAAACCUUCUACCAUCCCGUGAGUUUCGAUGUUAAAAGAAAUGCUAAAAGACAAUAUUGUGUUGGAACUGUUACAAAAACAGAAAUUUGGGACAUCGUUUACUUGCCAAUCCCAACAUCUGCAGCAGAAAUACGUAGUUAAUACAUCAAAAACAACAUUUUUGAGGAUUUAGUACAAUGUUUCAUUGUGCAAAGAAAUAAUUAUCCGCCACUUCCACUAAUCUAACUUAAAUAUCAUUUUCAGACCACAGAAAUGCUCACAUUCUAAACAUCAGCAAUGCAGCAUAAUAAUCAUUUGUAAUGCUGAAACUUAAAUUAAUGUUUAAUGUUUAAUUUAAAAUUGACGUAAAUUUGGACAUGCAAAAUAACCUGUUGAUGCUACCAGGUUGGCUAACCUCUGUUAUUAUAAAUUCUUAAGACAUAACAUUGUUAAAUAGUUCAUAGACAAUUCACAAAUAUCUUCUUUUUAUAGGUAUUAUAAGUAAUCAUUGCAUUGCUUUCAAGUGUGUGGGAUGAAAAAAGUAUUUCCGUUAAUACUUAUUUACUGUUUUCUAAGCGCACAGCACAAACGUGCUUGUUUCACGUUAGUCAAUCUUUAUGAAAUUGUAAACAUAAGAUUGCCACUGCCGACCGUUACCGUAAAUGUUUUAUUUAAAUUAAUUUUGCUCUUAAGCUAUAAAAAAAAACACAUGUUUCUGAAUUUUAUUUUACUGUAAUAAAAUAAAAAUAAUAAUUUUGUCAAAUCAUUGUUGUGCUAGUGUUGAAUGAAGCCACAAGACUAUAACAUGUUAACUGUUGGCAAGCUUCGAUUCGACUUCGACUUUUUCGAAGCCUUGAACACCCCUAUAAAUUAUUUAACAAUUGGACCCUUUAUAUAAAUAUCAUUUAACAAAAAUUAUAAAACAACCAUACAUAGUAUAAAUAUUGAGCAUUCAUAAAUACACACAAAACACAUACAAAAAAAAAACUAAAUAGUUUCAUGAGCGAAUCUUAGGUUUCCAAUGUUUUAAAGCUUUGCAACAAACGCGAAGCUUUGUAUCACAACCUAAGCUUCAAAUAAAAUGGGAAAAAAAAAAAAAAAAAAAAAAAUCCUGGCAAAGUCAAACCGAAUAUUAAAAAUAUCUUUGGUUGAUAUGCUUAGUCGAAGCUUCCCAAAAGCCUAAAGAGUACCAGUACCUUUAUCAUGAGCAAUUAUUUUCACUUAACAGUGAAAAGCAUGACAUCAAAAGACCCAAAGACAAUUACCUGGUUUUUGAAACAAUUACUGUAGCAAUACAUAAUACUAUGGAAUGUGUACUUCAUCUUAAAAAAUAAAUCUCUGUGAUUCUGAAAUAAGCUUCAUCCGAUUAUGAAUCAACCUAAACACAGGCAUUUAGACAUUGUUCGUAGUUCACAAUUCUCUCUCCCCACCUGAGGAAACUAGUCCAGCCAGCUAAACUUCACAACCUCAAAAAAAUUUACAGUUUGUGAGUAAUUGUGUUCAUGAACUUUAUUUUUAGAUAAUAAAAGCAUGUAAAUUCUUAAACUCUCAGUUCUAGUUUGAUUUUUUAUGUUUAUACCGGUAUCAUUUUAAGUUGCUAUGUUUGCAGAAGGGAAAAUAUAAUUGAGUAAAACACACAAAUAAAACAUAAGUAGUUUAUAAUUUUUGGAAGAAAAAAGUUUAAACUAUUUCAAACAAUUUUAUUUAUCUAAAAUAAGCGUUUCUAUGUUUGUGAAUAAUAUAAUGAUUUUAUUAAAUUGACACCAUGAACUAGGUAGUGACAAUGACCAUUUCCCAUUACUUACAAGAUGGCAUGAAAAUACAUAACUGUAGAUAUUGUUUUAUAACUCCAACCGCAACCACACUAGUCUCGACAUUUUGUUUGUCGCAUUAACUAGCUGAACACUUCCACUUAUAAAGUCUAAAUUUUACGAGAUAUUACAUCUCUAAACUAAAUACGUUGCUAUUCCUUCCAAAUGUUCAUGCCUUAUGAAAUCAGCGUUCGAACCAUACAACUUUGUGCUACGGACAACACGACUUUGGUAGGAAUUGGAAUUAUGUUUACAUAGCACUUACAUCCCCUGGCUUGUGUUACAGAACUCUGCCUCUUUGCACUCAGUGCACAAAUGUAGUAAUGGAAUUUUUAACUUUGCCAAACUUUAUGAAAUAUUAUUUCUAUCCCUGUGGUGCAGCGAGUCAUGGUGUGCGUAUUUGUAUUUGUUAACCAUCAUGAUGAAAAUGCAUUUUUCUAAAAAUAGGCAAAAUAUGAUUACACAUUUCUCAACAAAUUAAUUAAAAAUACAAGUUCAAUCUCAAAAUUUGUAAAUACAUCAAGCAAAAACAAUAAGGAAAAAAUGUCAAUGUCUAAAAAAUUUAAGAGAUAAUAUUCUUAUAGAUUAUAAUUCAUUAAUUAACGAUAAUUCGAUAAAUUAUUUCUUUAUUUACACAAUAUUUUGAAAUACAAACUGAAUGUGAAUAAGUUAGAAAGAAGUGGUAAAAACCAGUAGUUUGUUUUAUUUAUAUAUAUAUAUAUAUGUGUGUGUGUGUGUGUAUUUAUAUAUAUGUGUAUAUAUAUAUGUAUGUAUAUAUAUAUAUAUAUAUAUAUAUAUAUGUGUGUGUGUGUAUAUAUAUGUAUAUAUAUGUAUAUAUAUAUAUGUAUAUAUGUAUAUAUAUAUAUGCAGGGCUCGAUUUUAGCGCCUGUCCGCCUGCCCGGGACAGGCAAAAUCUCGUCCGGGCAGGCAAAAUAAAAAAGGCAACUGUCCGGUGGACAGGUGCAACUUGUGACGCCAAGGUUAUUCGCACGCACUAAUGCAGCAGAGGUGAUUAAUAACAUUUAUGCGACCACGACCGCAAAUAAAACGUCUUUGACAAUAUCUAUAAAUAAACAAUAUUGGCUGCUCUUUUGUGACGGACGACUCUGGCUAUUGUAUACCGCGGAAAAAAAGUAGGUUAUGUACAAACCGUGCUGAAAUCUUCUGAAUCAUAAUUCUUAAAAUCUUACGUUCACGUCAUGAUUCACGUAACAUAGUCGUAUUCGUAUGCUAGAGAUGCAAAACGUCUCACACCGAUGAUGUUUGUUUUGGUUGCCAUGUUUUAAUAUUAAUUUUGUUGCAGUGCAGCCAACAAUUACGUAAUUUACCGUUGUAUACUUUCAAAAUAUAAUUUUUUUAAAUUUAUUGUCUUUAUAAAUCGUGACUUUACUAAUUCCUUGCUCUACUUUAACAUAGUUUGUUAACAGAAAAGCGUUUUCGCGUGGUUAACAUUUCACGGCAUACUCCAGAUGCAGCUGACAGUGGCCGCAGUGACUGCGACUGCUUGAAAAUUUGCCUGUCAACUGUUGCAUCAAAAAAUAAACAUUACUUGUUUACAGAGGACACGGUAAUCUUUUACAGUUUAUCUUGUCACGGCGAUUGUUUAAGUAUUUAAUUAACUGCGUUACACAAUGUGGAAAUUCAUUACAGGUGCUUUAAAACCACCAGAAAAGAAAAGAAAAACGGACGAGGACAAGUCAGAAUAUAAUGUUAAAUAUGACAAAAUCGCCCGGUCCUGUACCUUUUUAACGUCUUGGUGUUCCGAGUUUCUUUGGCUUCGUUACGACACAGAAACAAUACAAAUGUUUUGCAAAGUCUGCGAAACGCAUUCAAAAUCAUCUGGAUCAGUUUUUGUUACGGGCUGCUCAAGUCUGUAAAGACUGAAGUCUAUAAAGACAGACUGGCGAAACUGUCUAAAUGAUGAUACACUGUCUGCCCUCAUGCGUGUUCAAAUACAGUCACCUUCUGAAAGUGAGUUUGAUCCAGCACCAGCAAUAAAUUUCUGGUAUCAUAAUGUUCAGAGAAAACGUCGACCCUUUCAGCCUCCUUAUCGAAGAUGUUCAAGAGAGAAUCAGCAAAGUAAUUCGUGCAGUGACUCAGAUAGAGACUCGUCUGAAAAUGAUGAUUAAAUAAGGAUGUUAAGUGUGUGAUAAAAAUAGGUGCAAAAUAUAGCAAAAAUCCUUUUUUCUCACUUUUUCAGCGACUUUGAAAUUUUUUUUUAUUUGGGUAAAACAGCGGACAGGCAAAUUGAAUGGCGGACAGGCAAAUUUUCGAUUACACCUGUCCGUUGGGCAGGUUAAAAUAUUCCUUAAAAUCUAGCCCUGUAUAUAUGUAUAUAUAUAUAUAUGUAUAUAUAUAUGUAUAUAUAUGUGUAUAUAUAUAUAUGUAUGUAUAUGUAUGUAUAUAUGUGUAUAUAUGUGUAUAUAUAUGUGUAUAUAUAUAUAUGGAUUAACUAUCUGCACACCUGCUCCACCCCAGUCAGGAAUAAUAUUUCCAUUAGGAUCUCUCGCUUCAUCCCAGAAUGAAAGUUAACUAUAAAUGCAGUACAUGAAAAAAUUGAAAACUUCUUUGGCUGGUACCAUGAAAUGAGAUAACUUUUGUUUCCUGUGUAUGUAAGAGAAGCUACAGGGAAAUUUUUUAGAAACAGUGUUUAUGAAUUGUGAUCAUUAUGUACAUAGUAUGUAUUACAUUUUGUUUGAAACUAGUACAAAUUAGUAUAGAGAAUGUAUCAUUUAACAUUUAUGUAUUAUGUACCUAAAAUUCUUUGGUUAGUAAUGACUUGCAUUUUGAUUUUAUUAAAUCAUCCAUAUGUUAAAAAAAAGAAUAACAUUCAGUAUUACUUUUAAGUUACCUACUAUAUAUAAAAAAUGUGUUUGUUUAUUUGUUAUGUUUCUUGUUGUUGAAAUAGUUAGUGGAGAAACAUGUAAAUUCACACAGUAAUGAUGUGCUAUGUUAUGUAAACAGUGAAGAUACUCAGUAAAUUUUUCUUUAAACUA